Perca fluviatilis (European perch) is the source of this 2455-nucleotide messenger RNA. RefSeq names its product insulin-like growth factor-binding protein 2-B. Gene Ontology annotation, biological process: regulation of insulin-like growth factor receptor signaling pathway. The coding region runs from base 86 to 901 and encodes 271 amino acids. The record is from RefSeq and is a predicted model, not a curated record. Gene Ontology annotation, molecular function: insulin-like growth factor I binding; insulin-like growth factor II binding. The transcript is spliced from 4 exons. NCBI's taxonomy places the organism in Eukaryota, Metazoa, Chordata, Actinopteri, Perciformes, Percidae. Gene Ontology annotation, cellular component: extracellular region.
UUCAGGGUCCUGCGGUCCAUACUGUUAUCUUCCAAGGGUUAUUUUGACUUUCAGUAGUCACUUAGAAACACUAGAAAGCGUUAGAAUGGUCAUAUAUUUUACCUAUAGGUUGCUGUUUGCAUACUUUGCUUUGCCUGGAAUCUUACUUGGGGAUUUGGCUUUCCGAUGCCCAAGUUGUACGGCGGAGAGCCUAGCUGCGUGUCCCGAAGUCACAGCAACAUGCACAGAAAUAGUGAGGGAGCCGGGCUGCGGCUGCUGUCCACUGUGUGCCCGGUUGGAGGGGGAGCUCUGCGGGGUCUAUACGCCGAGGUGCUCCAGUGGCCUGAUGUGCUAUCCAAGCACAGAGUUUGAAUUACCUUUGCAACAGCUCAUUCAGGGUUUGGGACGAUGUGGACAAAAAGUGGAUUUGGAAGUCACAACAAGUCUGGUCCACCAGGCUACAAAUGAGGUGCAUGGGACUGAGAAUCCAGUCACCAAAAGACCUCCUUUGGCUGAGGCUUGGAUUUGGCAGGAGUCCGCCAGGAAACAACAUCUGAAUGAGCGCAAAGCCAAGAUGAAGACGAAACAACUAGAGGACCCCCGAACCCAGAAAGUGCUACAGAGCGCCUGCCAGCAGGAACUGGACAGGGUCUUAGAGGAGGUCUCCAAAAUAACCUCUGAGGAUAACCGAGGCCCGCUGGAGAAUCUGUACGAGCUCAAGUUUCCUAACUGUGACAGACAUGGACUGUACAACCUCAAACAGUGCAACAUGUCCACCCGGGGCCAGCGGGGCGAGUGCUGGUGCGUUAACCCCUUAACCGGGGUCCAGAUUCCAGCAACGCCCAAAGUCCGAGGGGAUCCCAACUGUAACCGGUUUCAGGAGGAACUCCGAGCGAUGCCCACCGCAGCUGAGGCUUACUAGCACAUCCUAUGACAGGGUUGGGUUUUCCUAAAAAUUCCAAAUCUGGGAGGAUUUUUCCACAAAUAGGGUUAUUAUAUCAACAUGUAAAGAAGUCGCUGUAUUUGAAGGCUUUGUCUCUUCUUCUUUUUUUAAUUUACACUAGGUUUAGGUUAAAGUAUCGCUGAACUUACAAUAGGAUGAAGUUGGCAUUGUUCUAGUUGUCCUGUUGUCAACAAAUCCCCUGUCCGUCUCUCAGUGCCUUCCGACUACUCUAGCAUGUCCUUGAGACUCAAGCCUGUGUACUCCUACUGAAGAUGUACAUCUGUAAAAGGGAGGAAUACAUGUUUAGUCUUUUUACAUGUCCUAAAGCAGCUGGCCACUGUAGUUUUUAGCAAACUUUACUUAAACUGAAGAAAAUGGUCAUUUGUUGGGGACUAUUUCUAACUGCGGAUUAAUACACAUUUGGUUUACACGUACGUUUUUAUGGAUGGAUGUAUGACAGCAAGACGGUUUAUGUGGGCUUAUGUGGGCUUAUGUGGCACACUUGCCAGUUGGAUCUUUUUAUUGUUGCUUUUAGUUUUUUAAUGGGAUUUGUUGACAAUAAAAACAAAUUAGAAUAUUGCCAGCCUUAUCCUUUAAAGCUGCAUUAAUUGAUUGUCGGGGCCACUUAGGGGCAGCAGAACAAGCUGUAAACCUAUAUUAUCUUUUGGUGAAUGUGUCAGACAGAGCAAGAGCAGCAUUUCUUUCUUUUUUUUACCCCUUUGACAAAAGUAAGUCUAAUCUUCACUCUUUAGAUCUUCAACAACUCCUGAGAAAAAUAGCUUGCUCUUAAGCUGCUAAAUGCUCCUCAAUAAACGCAAACUUUGCCCCGCUGCCGUUUGUUGCGGUGCAGCUAGUGCACAGUGGGUACAGUGGGUAGGUUAAAGAGAGCAGGGAGACGAACGAAAACCGGAAAGUUUUGGGUCAGAAAACCCAAACAAUGAGCUAUAAGAGACUGUAUGCUCUUUGGAGCUGAGAGGAACUGCAGAGUUGAGAAUUGUCUGUAGGUUUGUCUCUGAGCGACCACUUUCACAUUAGUUAUUUUAUCUAAUUUUAGUAUGGAAAUAUUGAUUAGUGCAGCUUUAAGGUCAACCUUAGAAAAUGUUAUGAUUUUGUAUUUCUUUUUAGGGUGACAAUGUAACAUCUGUUCAGUACUACAGAAUAAAAUCUCGACUUGUGGCUUACUCUACAAAUAUGUACAGUAUAUCUAAUCGACACUGCCACAGUUACAUGAACCAAUAAAUAAAAACAUUCUGCAUACUUUUUGAAGGUAUAAUCACAUGAAAAUAAGUUGAUGUGAAUUGUAGACAUCAUUUUAUGUAAUUUCUUAUUUCUUUUUUAAAGAAAUCGUGAAAUAAACUUGAAGACGCCUCGAUGUUGAGCUGAGGUUAAAGACUUACAGGUGCUCCUUGAAUUCCUUUUUGACAUCUCAAAUAUUUGCAAGCUAAAUGUCCUUUCAGUGCCAACAUGUUGUGUAAUCUUGUUUCCAUGAGUAAAUGCUCUGCAAGCAGGCAAUUAAACGUUGUAUCACUGUCA